CACCUUAAUUCACAACUCCUGUUGAGUUUCCUACUCAUCUCACGAUGGCGUGGGUUCGAAUCCCACUCUUGUCAUAUCUUUUUGCACUUUCUUUUUAUUUUUGUGUCUCGUUUUGCAGGGCACAAGUACUGUUCCCCAGUCUGACCAAACAAAAGACCCAUUUCAGCCAUAUAAAACGCCGUAGUAUCCAUCGAAUACUAGGCAUGUACGCGUUGCUCAAUGCCACCAUUGGCUUAUGGAAUACCGAUUAUGUGGUAUCUUUUUAUUCCCUGCAUUUCCACUUACCUCCACCACAAAAUAUCUGCCUUCGUCGACCAAAAAAAAAAUAAAACAUUUCUUUUCCACCGCAGCAAAAAGGGUCAACCCCCCAUUGAGGAGGGAUAGUUCUA
Molecule: messenger RNA, 389 nt
Organism: Aspergillus steynii IBT 23096
Lineage: Eukaryota; Fungi; Ascomycota; Eurotiomycetes; Eurotiales; Aspergillaceae
Exons: 1
Coding region: 45-329 (94 amino acids)
Source: RefSeq, a predicted model, not a curated record